Messenger RNA from Aspergillus calidoustus, 969 nucleotides. The record is from the annotation of a GenBank genome assembly. Lineage: Eukaryota; Fungi; Ascomycota; Eurotiomycetes; Eurotiales; Aspergillaceae.
AUGAGUAGGUGCAAACAGCGCAAACUUUGCCAAGAAAAAUCCCAGACCCGACCAUUUUCAAGAUUCAUGGGAGAAUCGAAAACGAAGAAACCAUUGCAACAACAUCUCUUUUACUCGGCAAUUACAAGGCCCGAGCUUAUUUUCUGGACCAGCCGCUUCCUCUCGUCGGCCUACAGUCACGACGCUUUGCACCUCUUCGCCUACCGGAGCUCUAAUCCAGAUUUCCAGCUCGACUUGGCUUCAGCUUCCCUUCUCCGACGGGGUGCGAAACUCUUUAUCCUCCUCCUUAACCUGUCCCUGAGCGCAAAGGUCGAAAUGUCACCAAGUCUUCUCCUGCGGGCAAUGCAGCCCUUGCGAUCCUCUAUAAUCCGGCCAACAUCAAUUCUUUCAACACAAUUACCGAUCCGCGGAUCAGCUGUCACAUCGCGUCGACUCCUCUCUUCCACUACCAUCACACACCAAGAACAAGUACAGGAGUUGGAUGCUAGUACACCCGCUACCGUUCCUCCCUCCCUUCGCAAAUACCCCUAUACCCUGAAGAGUGGCACCGUCGUCUCUGUCGGUCGCAUGGAGCGCACCGUCACUGUUGAACACCGCCACACGAUCUGGGACCGUCAUAUCCGCAAGAAUUACCCCAAGGUUACCAGAUUCCUCGUCUCCGACCCGCAGAACUCCCUCCGCGAGGGCGACGUGAUUGAAUUCUCCUCCGGAGCCCCGAAGAGUCGCCAUGUGCGACAUGUCGUCGAGCGUAUCAUUGCGCCAUUUGGUGAGGCCAUUGAGGACAGACCGGCUAUUCUGACUCGGGAGGAGAGGGAUGCUGUUCGAGCCGAGAAGAGAGCGGCGAAGGCUGAGCGGAGGGAGCAGAGGAGGGUUGAGAACGGCGCUGCGCCGUCGGGGAGUGUGCAUGGACAAGAUCAUGUUGGACGUAUUCGGAGGUUAGUAUCGGAGAGAACUGGACGUGCGGAAUAG